Molecule: messenger RNA, 2134 nt
Organism: Aspergillus pseudonomiae
Lineage: Eukaryota; Fungi; Ascomycota; Eurotiomycetes; Eurotiales; Aspergillaceae
Gene: egl3
Product: putative extracellular endoglucanase/cellulase
Exons: 5
Coding region: 311-1801 (496 amino acids)
Biological process (GO): glucan catabolic process
Cellular component (GO): extracellular region
Molecular function (GO): cellulose binding; hydrolase activity, hydrolyzing O-glycosyl compounds
Source: RefSeq, a predicted model, not a curated record
GUACACUGAGGAAACAGAUUCUGGAUCAGCCCACAGAUUAACUGUCUCAGAAUUCUAGUAGAACUCCCACGGUAGAAUUCCUGGCUGAGAUUAAUGUGGAAACCGGCGGAAUCGCCGGACAUCUCUUUUUUCAAGGCCGAACGAAUAUAAAGAUGUACGACUUUCAACGUUUUCUGGUGAUGCUCUAACACUCCAAACUCAAGACUGGUUCUUGUCAUUCACUCACUCAUUCAUUCUUUCGAUCCUUCAUUUCUUCGCUCUUUUUGUCAUUCCUUCUUUUCCCGACAAGCUCGGCAUACAUUCAUUCACAAUGAGAAUCGGCAAUUUGAUCGUGGCUGCAAGUGCUGCAAGCCUGGUGCAUGCGUAUCCUACGCGGGAUAUCAAAAAGCGUGGCUCAGGGUUCACCUGGGUCGGCGUUAGCGAAUCUGGUGCUGAGUUCGGAUCCAGCAUCCCAGGAACACUGGGCACCGACUACACUUGGCCUGAUACAUCUAAGAUUCAGACUCUGAGGGAUGAUGGAAUGAACGUCUUCCGUAUCCCCUUUCUCAUGGAGCGUUUGGCGCCUAACCAGAUGACUGGAUCUCUGGACGCGACCUACUUGAAAGACCUGAAAUCUACUGUCCAGGCCAUCACUGAUAGUGGUGCUUAUGCCGUUCUCGACCCCCACAACUACGGACGAUACUCUGGAAGUAUCAUCUCUUCUACUUCUGACUUCAAAACCUUCUGGAAGACCGUCGCUGGAGAAUUCGCAUCUAACGAGAAGGUCAUCUUCGAUACUAACAACGAGUACCAUGACAUGGAACAGUCUCUCGUCCUUAGCCUGAACCAGGCAGCCAUUGACGGUAUUCGCGCGGCUGGAGCCACGACACAAUACAUCUUUGUCGAGGGCAACUCGUACUCGGGUGCAUGGAAGUGGGCCGAUACCAAUGACAACCUCAGUCAACUGACUGACCCGCAAGAUAAGAUUGUCUACGAGAUGCACCAGUAUCUCGACUCGGAUGGCUCUGGUACCUCCGAGGCCUGUGCCAGCUCGACCAUCGGCAAGGAGAGACUGCAGACCGCCACGCAAUGGUUGAAGACCAACAACAAGAAGGGUUUCCUUGGUGAAUUCGCCGGUGGUGUCAACGAGCAGUGUGAGCAGGCUGUUGAGGGUCUCCUCUCUUACAUGUCAGACAACUCGGACGUCUGGAUGGGUGCCGAAUGGUGGUCGGCUGGCCCCUGGUGGGGAUCCUACAUGUACAGCAUGGAGCCAACUGACGGAACUGCCUACUCCACAUACCUUCCCAUCUUGAAGAAAUACUUUGUGGACGGCACUGGCGCUAGCACCAGCUCAUCGGCUACUUCUGCUGUCCCAUCGACUGCAGCUGCCAGCACCUCAACCUCUGCCAGCACUUCGACCUCUGCCACCGCCUCGACUACCUCCGUUUCCUCGACUAUCAUCAGCGCUGUGGAAUCCUCCUCCACUAGCAGCGUUGCCGAAGCCCCCGCAACCACUUCGGAAGUCGACACUGUCACACCCACCCCAUCUCACCCAGCCCCUCAGCCAACCUCCGACUCGUCCAGCGCUUCUUCCAGUGUGCCCACAAGCAGCGCCCCGACGACUCUUUCGACCGCCUUGGCUUGUGGAUACCGUUCUACCGUCACUGUGACUGCCAGCAAAUCUACCGCAGCACCCAUCAGCUCCGCGAGUGCCGUCCCCCAGUACUACCAGUGCGGUGGAAUCAACUAUAGCGGACCCAAAACCUGCGAGAGCGGUUACACCUGCGUCAAGCAGAACCCCUACUACAGCCAGUGUCUCUAAGGGGCCAGGGACGACGAGGUGGCGAGUUGAUUGAAUCGAUCAUCUUCACUUCAGUUGUACAUAUUACCAGCUUCCGUCUUGGAUAGAGCUCAUCAUACAGUAUUCUCAGUCAACGAUGAUGAGCAUCAUUGCAACCCCAUAUAACCAUAGACACUGAUAGAGAACUAGCGUAAAAGUGGCCCCAACGUGGUAGCCAUCUUCAGUAAACACUUGAAUAAUCAUUAGAAUCAUUGAAGAACUGCUCUAUUUAAGGACUAGCCGUUCGUUCUUUGCUGUCAUCCUAGACAAGGGUCGGUAACACAGCUCAAUUCGUCUGCACUAUCUAACUAUUAG